Molecule: messenger RNA, 2480 nt
Organism: Penicilliopsis zonata CBS 506.65
Lineage: Eukaryota; Fungi; Ascomycota; Eurotiomycetes; Eurotiales; Aspergillaceae
Exons: 1
Coding region: 280-2355 (691 amino acids)
Source: RefSeq, a predicted model, not a curated record
CAAUAGAGCUGAUCGAGAUCGGUGUGUUUUGUAGUUAUUGCAGCCUUAGAUAAGCGUUGCUGGGGCAUCCACCACAAAAGAAUCGUAGCUGUUGGCUACUGUUCUGUUGCAGUCAAACGCUGCCUAGCUGUCCUGCCCUGUGCCUGGCGACUGUCUGCCUCAGAUAUGCAGUUCGACCUGUACGAUCCCCCUGCUCCCCCCUGCUGCUCAGAUGCAGUCCCUUACGCCGGCAGACCUCGCAGCUUCCCCAAGCCCUGACGAUACCUCCGGUCGACCCCAAUGCCGCCCCGGCCGGUCUCUCCAGUGUCUUUCGAAACAUGUCUGCCACCAACGCUCAGACUAGAGGCGGGGGACCUACUUGGCUCGGAUGAUGAGCUGGAAGAUGCGGCCCGAGAGGCCAAACGGCAGAGGAUCGAAAGGCUGGCAGAGAGUUACCUCCGUGGCUCCCCCCUCUUUAUCCUCUCCGCGACACUCAAAGGACCCUUCGACGACGGCUGGGUGAACCCGUGGAAAAAGUCACGCAAACGACAUAUACGGGCUCUGGAGAAGAAGGAGCGACAGUCCGAACAGAUCGAAGUGAAGGGGACAACUACAACGCUGAAGAGUCAGGAGCAGGAGCAGGAGCAGGAGCAGGAAUGGUCACAAAAGAGGCGGAAACACGUCGAUGCUCGGUCAUCUACGAUUGAGGUUGCGAACCCGGUGGCCCAGAGUACAAGAGUUGCUGUGCCACGAGCCUCAACAGAGGGCUCGGGGGGAGCGGGGAAAUCAAGCAGAUCCUCGCGGUAUCAGUCUCCUCAUGUGGAAUAUGUUCAGGUGCCAGCCACUUCCGAUGGCAAGUCAAGAAGAAAGUCUUUCCCCUGGGCAAAAGAAACACCGCUACCGGUUGGAAAACCCGGACAGGAUUCCUUAACGAAACACCAACACGGUGCAUGGCUGAAGAAGGAUCGGAAGGAAACUGAUUUCAGAGGGCUCGAUCCUCCAAUCUCGCCAACGGCUUCUGUCUCUGUUCGCCAUUUAGCUAGGAGGUCUAGUCCUACAAAGGAAUCCUUAGGAGAGACACAACGGUUGAUACCACGAUCUGUCACGCCUCACCGGAUCUCUGCAAGCCCCGCCCAUUCGACAAGUUCUCCGACAGCCAGUCUGCAAGGGCCUUCCCGAUCGGAAAAGGCCUCAAAAGAUCGUACGUCAAGAGUCUUGACACCUCAUAAACGAAGGAGAUCCCGAGGGGCGUCUCCUGGCCCCUCAUCAGAUAACCUGCCCACCGAUUCGUCUCUUCAUAUCGCCUCUUCAUCAUCUCAGCUGCAAAAGUUUGAGUAUCGACUCCCAAAGCGCCAAAGGUCUAACCAAAACUUGCCUGGUCCAUCUCCGAACUUGACAAAGGCCGGCAGUCGAGAAAUCCAUUCUCCGCAAGGAGCCGAAGUUGCCUCGAAAAAUAAUUCAGAAGUGCCGUCGCCACGCACAGACGAUGGUCGCCAAGGACUGUCGACAGUACAUCCUCCAAAGAAAACUGACGAUCUCUGCUUCAAGAAAAGCAGGACGGGGUCUCCCCUCAAAGCCAGCAAAUCUGCAAGCUAUCCAGAUGUCGAAACCACGAGUGAUAAGCCACCAUCAGGGCAGGGAGCGCCAGGAAACCCAGCUUUAGCAGACUAUCUCACCUCGUUGCAUACAGCCUCGGUCCCGAAGUACAGCGAGGAAAACGGGGACACGAUCCCUGACCCCCAGCUGUCAACCCAGGCAGCUCUAUUACUUGCACAGAAAUCUUUCCAGAACGACCUGGAAAGUCCAGAGCACCAGUAUCACAUGAAGAAUCCCACAAGUGACCGCCGAACUCCCCAGAGAGCCCAGCAAAGCUCACCGCGGUCAAAUCACAUUACGCCUUUCCACAGGCUCAACGCCCCCUACCAUGUCGAGUCGGAUAACAGACCAGCUGGUACAAUGGUAAACACGCAGUAUCUCAUUGACUCGGUCAUGCCGUAUGCCUUUAGCACAGCCAAGAAAACAGGCAUACACGCCAGAGAUUGGCCGGACGACUCACCUAGCAAGAGAAGCCAUCCUAGCUCUGCCCUGCCAACCCCAGAAAAAGAGCCACACCAGCAAGACGACGAAGGAGAAACGCAGCUCUCAGCCCUGCCAUUCACACUGACGGGUGAAACACCCCGGACGGUACAAGACGGCCAGGGAGGAAUGGGCGGCGGCGACAGCUUCAAUCUCAGCCAAGCCAUCGCCGAGGCCGGCAGCUGGCUACAACAAAGCUGGGACUUUAGCCGGGACCUGAAGGCGUCCAACAACGACGAGACAGCUACGCUAUCCGCGGAUGUAGGGCGUUCUGCCUUGGGUUUGGAUGCAGCGAACUGAUUGUUUUCAAUUCAUGUUGCAUGUGCAUAUUUCGGGGAAACAUAUUACCUAGCCAUUAUGACAGUUGCAUUUCGGUCUAAAAUUAUUGUAUCUACAGUUAAAACCAUAAAUCCAAAAUUCCACAA